GCAAAUAGUUUUGUAGUUUUGGAUUUUAAAAAAUGUUAGAUAGAUCGUGAAGAAAACAUAUUAAAAAAAUUAGUAGUUAGUGUAUGUAUACAGUGUUUAUGUAUUUUAAACACGUGGAAAAAAUAUAUCGUGUUCAAGAGCAACCUACUUUGUUCCUGUUGACCUGCCUCGAACUGUGAUCGUUUGAAAGGUUACACGCAUCACCAGCCUGUAUUCAUCACUGCCAACUAUUCCGCCCUUUUGCGCGCUAAAUGCCGCAAUGCUAGACAAGGUCCAUAUUAAUUAUAAGAGAAAAGCUCAAUAUUAUAAAAAUAGAGAAAAGCAUUGGCGUACUUGACAGCGACGGGAUCAGGAGGAGAGCACCAUGAGCCAGUCUAUAGAUGAGGCCCGAGCGGCUCGAAUCCAAAAAUAUAAGGAGGAGAGAAGAAAACAACUAACGGCCCGAACAGCGACAUUGUUCUCCGCAAACGUCACUGAAAGACGCACGAAGCGAUCAACGAAUCGGGCCGCAGCUGAAGAAUCUGCAGCUCAUCUCAAGUCUUCCUCUGAACUGAACAUAAACACAGUUUCAACUACAGUGCCUAUUAGAACUACUCGUACUUCGCGUUUGAGAGCAGCAGCCACGAAUAAUGGCGAAUUUUCACCUUCUCCUCGAAAAUCUAACCGGAGCUCCUCUGUCCAAUCGUUGCUCGAAGAUUCUAAAUCAAAAUUACCUAAAAAUUCCAAAAUUAUAGAUAGGGAUAAAAAGAAUACAACACAUAGAAGACAAAGUAGCGAAAAAGAAAAUAAAAGUACGUUUGAUAAAGAAAUUGGUGCUAUUAAAAUGAAACCUAAACAUUCCAUGAGUAAUUAUAUUUUAGAAAAAGACAGAAUUAAUGUUAUAUUGACCAGUCCAAAAAGCAAGAGUGCGCAAGAGAAGAAUAAGUUAGAUCAUAAUAGAAAGAAUGUAAGCAUUGAGAACAAGACAAAAGAAGUUUAUGAUGAGAAAAGUCCGUUACUGGUUAACGGUGAUCUUCAUAUGAAAUUCGAAAAAGAACACAAAAUUUUUGAUGAUGAUAAAAUUGACGACCUGUUCAAUAGUCUUGUUAUUGAUGACGUAGAUAGACAAAUCGAAUUACGAAUUAACAAUGACGUCGUUGAAGAGGAUUUAGGGCUCAAAAAUAGUCACAAUACUUUUACUCCUACCGCCGAUAAAGCAAUAGAUGUUAAUAAUGUGAAAAUAGAAGAAAGUGUAGUGCCAAAAGUGAAAGAGGACGUUGGGAGCUUGCUAGGAGCCGUGUGUGUACGGAAAGUGGAAAGGUUUAGUGAAUUGCUCAGCAAUUUGUGUUCACCAUGCGAAGCUGAUAUUCUGUUCGAAGAUAUUUUGGUAGAGAAUGGGAUCAAUGGAAGCAGUAGUAUGCGUUCGACGGGACCAGAAUGUACAGCGCCUUGCCUUCGAGCUCAACCCACUACACGAACCACGAGCACGCCGAAAAAGGCUCCAAUGCAGGCGACCACCACGAAUAAUGAAGCCACAGGAAGCGUCGCAAGAACGAAAAACCGACGUUCUCUCGAAGCGCCACAUUCCAAGACUGAAAAUUCAUUACCGUCUUCCAAAUCUACGAAAAGUGCUUUUAAUAUAUCUUUUGGUAUUAAGUCAACCCUUUCAAAGUCUGCUAAUUCGAACGUUUCUUCCCACAAACCGCACGAGAGGCGUCGGAGUAACGAAACAAACAUUAAACCCAGCAAUAUACCUCUUUCUAAGAAAACAUCUGUCCGCACUUCAACGUCGCCUAUCAAACAGGACUUAUCAAAACAGUUAACUUCUAAAACGGAAACAAAAUUUCUUGAAUCCAACAGAGGUAGAUCUGUUCGCAAAAGUCCCGAGAAAGCGAAGAGUGAGACAGAAAAUAAACGUGUCGAUAGAAGAAAUCAAGCUCAAAAAAAUAGUGAAAGUCUUAGUGAAAAAUAUCAUUAUUCAAAGAAAAGACUGACUAGUUUAGAAAAUUCUCCGAAAGACAGCAAAGGUGAUAGAAAUCAUUCACCGACAAAAGUGCUAAACGCCAUUCUACAAACAGAAACAAAACAAAACUUUGGUACAUGUGCAUUAGAAAAAAAUAAAGAUACUGCCAAAAUGUUCACGCUUCACGAAACUGUUAGACCACAUGCAAGUAAUUCUAGACUUUCGCAGGAAAUGGAUAGUUUAGCCGCCUUGACUAAACAAACGUUAGAUAGGGUUAACAAAUUGUCGAAUAACUUAACUAGUGCUAAGUUAAAUCUAGACUCGUCAGAACAAAAGUUAGACACGUUAUUUAAAUCGAAACCAGAACAACUAAGUAUUAGUCAUCCUAUUAAUUAUGGUCUGCACAACGAUAGACCGAUAUACAAUAGAGGAGUAACAGAAAGGUUGAAGGAUAUAGAUACGGCUGCUCAGAGACUUAUAGACUUUGAAAAGCAAAGUGCAAUGUUUUCUGAUCUCAAUAAUGAUACUAGUCAAAAUCGUCGUCUUGAUUCGUCAUCGUCCAGUAGUCAUACGCCCGUAUCUAUCUUAAAGCGGAAAUCCGCUCACGAAGAAAAUACUUCUUCCGCUAUUUCUAAUCAUGCCAUUGCAUCUCCACCGGUAACUUUCUCUCCAAGCGUUGUCGAAUCUAACGGCCGAUCUGAAAACAGACAGAGACAGGGUAUAUUGAAGAAACGGAGAAGUCUGGAUGAAUCGCAAGUUGCUAGAAGGCGGUCAUGUAGUCCGGAAGUCUCUUUUGCUGAUGAUGGCACCUUGGAGACAAACAAACCAAUUUUGAAAAAUCGAAGGUCGUCUUUAGAAGAUGUAGUUAGAAAUCGAUCACCAGAUGGGCAAAUACAUGGCAUACUGAAAAGAAAAACAAGCCGAGAAGACGACCCUCUUAAUGAUGAAAUGUCGCAUAGUUCUCCAGAACCUCAUAGUAUUUUAAAACGAAAAUCGAAUUCAAGUUCCAGCAGUAGCACAGCAUCGUCACACGUCUCUAUUGCUCAAGCCGUUUUGUUAGCAGCUGCAGGAGGUGCAGAGAUUAUUGAUGACGAUAAAGAAAUCGUAAGACCUAUAUUAAAGAAAAAGAGCUUUUCUGAAGAACGGCCAUGUGUCGAUAUUGCCGGGUGGGACACACCUAGACCUAUUUUGAAAAAAAAAUCUACCGAGGAUGACCAUGACUUUGACCUGCCGAAGAAACCGAUUUUGAAGUCUUCAAAAAAAUUGUCCAGCGAUGAUGGACAUGCUUCUAGUUUCGAUUUGAGCGAAGACGACCGAAGCUCCCGAAGACCAUCACUUCUCAGGUCACGGACGUCAGACCAUUCGGGAUCAGAGUGUGAAGCAGCAGUUAGACCUAUUUUAAAGCAGAGAGGUUCCAGUUUAACAAGGGAACGAAGCCAAUCUCCGCGCCCACGACUUUCGUUCUGCGCGGACAACGAUGCGAAUAUUUGUGUGACGAAUUUUAGUAGCGACGCGAACGACUCGUGUGCGGCUGGACCGCGCCGAGUGUUGAAUCUUUUACCUACGCCCGAUCCGGAGGAGAACUACCCAAGUGCAGUGCUUCGCCGGAGAAACCAACGACCGAAAACGAAUCCUAGAUCAAAAAGUUUAGCUUGUGAUGUUAACGAUGAACUACUAUCCAUACUGAACAAUCGAAGAUUAAAAGUGGAUGAAAGUAGUGACAGUGCUCGUUCAGAAACAUGGUCUAGUGAACAGAGAAACGAAAAUGGAGAUGAGAAAAACCCAAAAACAUUUCCAUCUAUAGCAUCGAGGAUAAAGAGCAUGGAAAAAGCUCUUACUAAAGAUUUAUUUCCAAAAGAUCUGCCAUCAACAUCUAGAAGUAAAGGACGAGAUAAAGAACGAUACAAAACACAACCCAUCACCGUCGAUGAAAUGCGAUUGAUCACAUCCAGCUUGGAGCCGAGCCAAGAGAGUUUUCAAGCGUUCGGCGAAACGGACUGUAGUUUUCCGAGCCGUCCCGUCGUGGCCGGUGCUGUUCCCUCGUCCAGGGGCGUCUUUCCCCUUUCGGGGGAACCGGAAACGGAUCCAUUCGCAGACUUCGCCAAAACGUUAAACUCGCCUCCGUACGGAGCCAGCUCGUUCGGUCUCAAGUCGCCGACGACGCCGCACUGUUUGUCCGACGACAGUCCCAAGGACGACAGCUACGGUGAGGCCAAUUUUCUAGACUUGGAAAACGUUGUGGGCAAAUCGUCGACUUUGGACGAAAUAGAGCAAGAAGUAAACAAAGUACGAGUCGCAUUAGACGAGGACAGUCGCGCGCUAGACGAAGACGAGAGACAGCAAGCCGAAGCUGACAACUGGAGUCUGAAUGUCUCCUGUGACAGCGGAGUCUACAACCGUGCAUCAUCUAGAGACUCCGGUCCUCAUUCCGGUGAAGAACUAGGCUUGAUCGAAAGCCAGGAGGCUCAGGACAACCAAGCUACAAUCAGUAGUACGAGCAACGAGUGGUCGUCGUCGUCCAUCGAACGCGGGUUGGUCACGAUGGACCGAAAGAGGAAGUCCACGGUGAACGAUGCCGGGAGCCCCGACACGCCCAGCGACGACGAGAAGGACAACGGCGGGUUCGCCCUCGGGCUAGUCAAGAGCAACAGCGUGGUCGCAAGGGCCAGCAUGUGGCAACAAUUACAGCAACAGGCCAAAGGAACACCGAAACCUUUGAUCCGUCACAGUCGCUCCAAAUUAAAGGAGGGUCCCCCGGUGGCGGAGAGAUUUAAGACUCAGCCUAUAUCGUUUGCGUCUUCGGAUGAAACAAGCGAACCACCCGCGAAACCCGUCUCGCUCGCUCACUCUAAGAGCACAGCAAACGUGCUAGACAGAGACGAAGAUGCUAAAUUAGACGAAGACGAUCCGGCCAAGAUGUCGCUGUCGGAGAAAAUGAAGAUGUUCAACGCGAGGCUGACGCACAAGCCGCCGAUGGCGGGCCUACCGCGGCCCCGGGACGACCGGCCGCCACGGGCCUCGCGCCUGCGCACCAUGCCCGUGCUGGCCAGCCAGAUCCAGGAGGCCAUGGAGCAGAACGAGAGGCUGACGAAGUCGCUCACCCACGAGGACGUGCCGCGUAAUCCGGACUUCCAACUCAAAAUGGAACUGUUCCGCUCGGCCAGCGCUAAGAACACGUCCCUAGAAUAUCUCAUGAGGGAGAACGCAAAGUUUAGGAGCUUAGAUUACGACGAUGACUCGCCCCCGGAGCGCGCUCAGAGAAUGAUAACUCCGGAAGUGAGAGGCAUAUUGAAGUCGGGUUCGACCGUAGUGCCGACGAGACCCAAGGUCCUGGCUAAAGGCGAGAGCUCUGAGGUUGGUACGGGCCUUAAAGACGAAGGCAUCGACAGCUCGUCAGACGACGAGUCCGAUUCGGCAACCAGCGUUUCAUCGUCAGAGAAAAGCUGCUCAUCAUCGGAUAGCUCCGAAGAGCUUCCAGACCCGAAGCCGCGUCGCUUCCAACGUAAGAACAACAAACUGAAGACCUCGAGAACAGAGUCCGAUAUAACUCGGGACCACGAAGCGUUUCCCCACAAGAUUCAACUACCAGGCGCGCAUGAACUCAAAGAGAAAAUCAAUCAGGCCAAGAACGUUGACGUCAAAAUCCCCGUACUAGGGAAACUGGGAAGGCGGCCCUCACAAGAUGGUAAAGUCGACGAUGAUGCUACGAGAUACAGGAGGUUUAUUAAGAAACUAGACGAGCCCGUGCAGUUGGGGAAGUUGAGACGCCCCACCGAGAACGCUGAAGUCCCUCUGGCGCCGGUCAUGAAGAUAUCUGCCCUCAAUCAGACCGCCAAGAAUAAGUUCUUCGGCAUUGAAACAGAGAAGAAGGACAAGAGCAUCGAUGAGUUGGCUGCAGCCGUCAGAAAAUACAUUCCACCGAUGAGCAAGUCAAUGUCGGUGCACACCAUCGAAGUGCAAGGCUCCGGCAGCGACGGCGAGAGCAGUGGCGGUCGGGAAGUGAGGCACAUCAACACCAGAGGACGCCACAGGGUCGGUGGUGGAGUCCAACGCAGCGCCACACAUGCGGACAUGCCCAACAGAGGUGUAACGAUCGCCGAAAGGCUUGCUGCGCUUCAGGCUGCGGGAGCUAAUGACUGGCGAGCCAGAGUUUGCCGUCUCAGCCCUGAGAGAGACGAAACCAAGGCCAUUGAAAGAGCGAAGAACAGAAUUAAUGAAUCUCUGAACGCUGUCGCAGAUGAAAAGAAAAAGGUUCAAGUCGACGAAAACGAAUUAGGACCUAAUAUUCUUGCUGACAGAAGAAACAAAUUGGAGACGGCGUCGCAGGGAUGGCGCAAGAGAGUUCCCCAGAACGAUGCUACGAUGUUCACGGUGGCUGGCCGUCUGGAACGAGACAAGGUCGCUACGACCACACCACCGCUGACUCCUCCGACGAUACCAUCACCAAUGGCAGUUGCGUCACCUGGCAUACCGCCUCCGAACAAGUUCAGAUCUCGCAAACAGCCAUCGUCACCAACAAACGGGUUCCCAUCUGGCCCGCUCAGGUCGGCCUCGUGCGCUGUAGUCAGUGCUGCAGCCGUUGAACUGAAACCCAAGGAACCGGUGCAAAUCGACAGAGAAUCCUUCAAGAGGAGUCAUUCCGUCAGCGAGAGUAUUAGCAGUAGAGCCGAAGAGAAGGAUGAAUCUCCCGGUGCAGAAAAGUCGGGUUGCCCAGUUAGAGUGCCACGGGCAGACGAUGAGACCUUCCAUGCGUUCUUCGCUCCUCUUCAGCAACAGGAGAAGACCGUUGACGCCGUGGACGUCGAUCUAGACGCCAUCGAUAGCGGCUCAAGGCAAUUGUUGGCCAAUGAAUGGAGUCGUCGUGCCAAACGCGAGCGUCGCCACGCCGCCUCCAGGAACCCGCUGAGGGCGCUCGCCGCGCGCACCGACCUGCGCGACGAGUACGUCCCGCCCCCCUCCACCAAUAUACGGGAACAGCUUAUCAAGGAGAAGGUGACGGCAAACGUGGGCUUAGCAGCCGAAGCUCUGGCGGCACUCGCCAGCAAGGAAGACUUCGCCAACGUCGCCCUGCGCAGUGCGGCGUCCGGGCCUGCGCCCCCGCACGGCACCCGCGCGCUCAUGCUGCUCCACGUCAAGGGCAGGCGACGGGUGCAGACAAGACUCGUGGAGCCUGUUCACACGAACAUCAACCGAGGUGAUUGCUUCAUACUCAUCUCGGCGGACCAGCUGUUCCUCUAUAUUGGACAAUACGCUAACGUCAUUGAAAGAAAUCGUAGCAUGGACGUGGCCCAGCACAUCCUCAACACAAAAGAUCUCGGAUGCAAGAACGCCGCGAGCAUCACGAAAAUCGACGAGCAAUCGAAGAACUACAACAACAAACAUUGGAACCAAUUCUGGACAAUGCUGGGCGUCACCGAGGACAUCGAAGAUUACAAACCGACCGAAACCGGACACCCCGACGAAGACGAAAUAUUCGAGUCGUGCAUCGUCCAGACCAACAUGUGCUACGAGGUGCUGGACGACGAGCUGGUGCCGAUCAAGGAGUACUGGGGCCAGAUGCCGAGGAUCGCGAUGCUGAACCAAUCGAAGGUCAUCGUAUUCGAUUUCGGUUCCGAAAUGUACAUAUGGUACGGCAAGAACGUGCCCCUCGAGAGCAGACGUCGCGCGGCCCAGCUCGCCCAGGAGCUGUACGACGACGGCUACAACUACGAGGAGUGCCACGUUAACCCUCUGAACGCCGCAAUGUAUCAGGGCGCACGCGAACAGAUCGACGCGACCGCCAAAACGUCCAAAACCCGACCCGAGUGGGCGAUACUGUCCAAAGUCACCCAACACAUGGAAACGAUUCUGUUCAAAGAGAAGUUCCUCGACUGGCCGGACUACACCCGAGUAAUUCGGGUCAAGACCCAAGAGAACAAAACGAACACCGCCGAAAUAACUCCGUGCGAUGCCGAGGAGAUGUGGUCCAACGAGUACCAGGACCCGGAUCUCGUUCUAGAGGGAUCUCACCUGGGUCGCGGGACGCACUACUACGACAAAGACAACAUGAGACAUUACGACAUCAGAACUAAGUCCGUUUGCAAGUGGCUCGUGCGGGAAUACGAUUAUCAGAAGGUCGAAAACGAAGCCGAGAUUCCGGAGUUCUUCUCCGGGGACAGCUACAUUAUUCGUUGGGAAUACCAGAUCACCGUCACCGGCCGAGAGCUGAACGGGAAGCCGUCGAAACACAACGUGACCGGCCGAGACCGAUGCGCCUACUUCUGCUGGCAGGGGAAGGACGCGUCUCCCAACGAAAAAGGCGCGGCGGCUCUGCUCACCGUCGAGCUGGACCGCGAGAAGGGGCCGCAAGUCCGCGUCGCCCAAGGCAACGAACCUCCCGCCUUCCUGAACCUGUUCCAAGGGAACUUGGUCAUAUACCAGGGAAAGCGCGGAGUCGAUAAGAGCCGAUACAGAUUAUUCGUGACUCGGGGCAAUCUGUCGAACGAAGCGUACCUCCUUCAAGUGCCCUGCUCCGUGCGGCAACUUCGAAGCCGCGGCUCGCUGCUUUUGGUCGACACGGAGAAGGGCCGGCUGUACAUCUGGCACGGAGCGCGCAGCCUCAAGCACACGAAGAACAUCGCCAUCGAACUCGCCAACAAGCUGAUCGCCAGGAAGUCUGAUUACUUGUUCGGCGGCGAGCUGGAGAUCAGCGAGGUUAAAGAAGGUGAUGAGCCCAAGGAGGUGCUGGAGGGUCUGGGCGUCUCCAACAAGCAGUACUACAACUCGGUGCUGAGCGGCGGGCGGGAGGCGGGCGGUGACGUCACGCCGCGCCUGUUCCACUUCACGGACGCGAGCGGACAGUUCGAGGCUAACGAGGUGUUGUCUCCGCUGCGGCACGAGCAGCUGGUGACACCCUUCCCUUUUGAGCAAAAGGAGUUGUAUUCCGCUUCGCAACCUGCUCUGUUCCUGUUGGACGACGGUCUUCACGUGUGGUUAUGGCAGGGAUGGUGGCCUCGCGGUGAAGACGGUGAACUUGAACCCGCAGAGAUCAACAACGGUGUGGGAGCGUUCGCAGGUCGGUGGCAGGCCGUGCGCGGCGCCGCCCUCCGCACCGCCGCCGCGUACUGUCGCCGCCCCGCGCCCCCCACCGCGCCCUCCACCGCGCCCCCCGCCGAGCUGCGCGUGGUCGCGGCCGGGCUGGAGCCGCAGGCCUUCACCGACCUUUUCGACACCUGGGAGCAUCACGACGAAGCCGCCGACGCUAACAUUGCUCACGGGUUCAAGGCGGGGGAGGUACUGUGCGGGGUGCGGGAGCUGACGCGCCUGUCGAGCCGCGCCGAGUUGCCGCUGGCCGCGCUGCAGCGCCGCCCGCUGCCCGACCACGUCGACCCGCAUCACCUCGAGCGGCACCUCUCGGCGCACGACUUCACGGAGGCCUUUGGUAUGACUCAAGAAGAAUUCGCGGUUCUGCCGGCCUGGAAACAGACUAACAUGAAGAAAGAUCUCGGACUGUUUUGAUCGAUCAGCCUUUUCGCACUUGUUGGAUCUGUACACUGCGCGUCCGGCGCGACCGAUCGCGACGCGAGACGCGGGAUCGAGGUCGAUGAUACAUUUCUAUCGAUAGUCGAAGCCCGACUCUAAUCGACAACAUUCUUGCUGUGAGAUAUCGAUAAGUGUUCAGUAGUAUUGAGAAAUGCCGUGUCGAUGUUGUUUGUUCGCGUUUCGUGUAAGUCCCGAUAGACGCGCGAGACACAAUGAAUGUCUCCCGAUUAGAUUAGUAUUUUGUAAAUCAGCAGCUGUUUCGUACUUUUUUACCGAGAAUGUCAAUGGAUUUGAUGUAACUAAUAAUUUUAAGGGCACGCUUUAAAUCUAUAGUUAAUCGAAUGGAACAAUCGUUUUCUACUAACUAACGUUAUGUACCUAACUAUGUAUUCGCUCUCGUGAUAUUAUCAUAUAGCCGCGGUAAGGACUAGGCGAUGUAGCCGUUUAAUGCGGAUUUGUUCGUUGGAAUUGUGUCUUUGGUAAAUAUAAUAUUAUCGAUAAUGUGAUAUCCACGACUUUGCUUGUUUUGUAUAUAAUUGUUUUUAUAUUUAUUCCUUACAACCCUAUUCUGUCUGUAUAAUUUUAUAUGCACAUUAUUAUGAUUUUGAAAAUUUUGUAAAGUACUUUAGUAGAUGUUUUUUUAAUCGGAGUUUUUAGUCGAACGUGGAUGUGACAUAUCGAUAGGUUAUCGAUAUCGAUAAAUAGAGAUAUUUUUUGAUACGACCGUCAGGUGUUGUCGAGUAGCGCCAAACACCAAAUAGGGUUGUCUCGCGACGUCCGUCGACAACAUCCGCCGAGUAAUGUUCAAACUACGAUUAUUUGUUUAUUAUCCUAGUUAUACAAACAUGUAAUUUACUUAUUGCUCGCUUUAGUCGGUAGGAGUUGUAUGCGACUGUCGUUACGUCAUGCACAAAUUGGAUACGCUAAAACGACGUUAUUUAGUCGCACGUUUUACAUAAAAUAAUAAUGUAAUAUUUUUAACACAUCACAUAUCUACUCAUUGCUACUAUUUAUAUAAACUGUGCGUUAGGUAGACCACGGUGUAUUUGAUAUAUGGCACUGUUUGCCGAGUAUGCCUUAGGUUAACUUAGCUAUCUUUUUUUUUUUAUAUAUCCUCAUCGAUUGACAUAAUACUGCUGACUUUUUUUUUUCUAAAUUACCCAGUAUGACAGUUUCUAUUUAAAAAAUGAUAAUGAUGAUGAUAAAUAAUUAAAACUGUGCUCCACUCGUACUCCUUUUUUUGUAUUUGUAUUUUUAAUACUUCAUUACUACUACAUGCUCUGUUUUCAAUAUUAUCGAUGAGUAGAGUUCGCUAACACACAAUGAAAUAGUUUUGUAUCUUCAAAGCCCCUCAUUGCAUUUAGGGUCGGCAGAAGGCGGCCGUCAGACAUCUCUCAAGUCCGGUUAACGUUUUGCUUCGGUUGUGUUACUUAUACUUAUGAUUAUUAUUGUAUUUGAGAUUUAUUUUGUAUAAUAAUGAUGUAAUAAAUUGCUAAAAAAAU
This is a messenger RNA of Bombyx mandarina (wild silkworm), 10965 nucleotides long. It is a transcript of the gene Svil, whose product is annotated as Supervillin. The record is from RefSeq and is a predicted model, not a curated record. Gene Ontology annotation, cellular component: cytoplasm; actin cytoskeleton. Gene Ontology annotation, molecular function: phosphatidylinositol-4,5-bisphosphate binding; actin filament binding. Gene Ontology annotation, biological process: cytoskeleton organization; actin polymerization or depolymerization; actin filament severing. Lineage: Eukaryota; Metazoa; Arthropoda; Insecta; Lepidoptera; Bombycidae.